AUGGAUCUUUUGGAUUACUUUGAAAGUGUUUUGGUGGAUAUUGAAGACAUAAAAGGUGGAAUGUUGAUUACGCGAUUGUGUCGAUCUGCAGUACGAAAGGAUUUUGGUAGAGCUCUGUGCUCAACAGUCUCGCAAAAUGAAUAUGAGAAAGCAGCAGAAGAGUCACUGGAGAGGCUCUCAGAAUAUUUGGACACGUUACCUGAACGAUUCAAUGUGUCAUCCGAGUUCGAUGUGACACAUGCGAUGGGUGUAUUGACUGUAGUGAUAAGCAAAGAAAUUGGUACAUAUGUGAUCAACAAACAGUCUCCAAAUCGGCAGCUAUGGCUAUCGAGUCCAGUAUCAGGACCCAAACGCUAUGACUUAAUCAAUCACCGGUGGAUAUACAGUCAUGACAACGAGGCUCUCGACUCGCUGCUCACUAAGGAAUUUAGAAAAAUUUUUGCGACUGAGGAUAUUGACUUUAGGGAAAAUAUUUAA
Messenger RNA from Necator americanus (New World hookworm), 477 nucleotides. RefSeq lists its product as uncharacterized. Gene Ontology annotation, cellular component: mitochondrion. Gene Ontology annotation, molecular function: iron chaperone activity; ferrous iron binding; ferric iron binding. The record is from RefSeq and is a predicted model, not a curated record. Bases 1 to 477 code for a protein of 158 amino acids. Gene Ontology annotation, biological process: intracellular iron ion homeostasis; iron incorporation into metallo-sulfur cluster. The transcript has 7 exons. Lineage: Eukaryota; Metazoa; Nematoda; Chromadorea; Rhabditida; Ancylostomatidae.